This is a messenger RNA of Triticum dicoccoides, 945 nucleotides long. RefSeq names its product BTB/POZ and MATH domain-containing protein 3-like. Gene Ontology annotation, molecular function: protein binding. Bases 1 to 945 code for a protein of 314 amino acids. NCBI's taxonomy places the organism in Eukaryota, Viridiplantae, Streptophyta, Magnoliopsida, Poales, Poaceae. Gene Ontology annotation, biological process: protein ubiquitination. The record is from RefSeq and is a predicted model, not a curated record. The transcript has 2 exons.
AUGGGUAAAAGCUCGACCACGGCAGUGGUGCGUGUACCGGAAACCAUGUCAUCGAGCAGCUUCAAGGAGCACACGGACACACUCAAUUUGGAGGUGCCCGACUACCUUCAGAUCAAGGACAUGGGCCUCGGAGAGUUCGUUACCUCGCGCGUCUUCCCAGUCGGUGGCUACGAGUGGGAGAUCAGGUUCUACCCAGGCGGAAAAGACCGGCACUGCGCCGGCAACGCCUCCGCGUACGUGUUCUGCCGCAGCCAAGUCACGGACGUGAGCACCCGGUUCACGUUGAGCAUGCUGCACACCAAGGGCCAGGUGCAGGUAGCAAGCUUCGACCCGAGGAAGCGCGUCUUCUCGCCAAAAGCAACGAGAUACAAUGAGUGGGGCCACCCCAAAUUCGUAGAGAGGGCCAAGAUGGAAUCGCUGUCGCAGCUCGGGGAAGGCUGCUUCACGAUACUGUGCGUCCUCACCGUCGUCAUGGACGAGCCACCGUCUCUGGAGCUGCCCAGCCACCUCGAGCGCAUGCUCGAGGACGGGCGGGGCGCCGACGUGACGUUCAGCGUGGCCAACCAGGAGUUCCGCGCUCACAGUUUUCUCCUGGCGGCGCGAUCGCCGGUCUUUGCGGCGCAGCUAUUUGACCUAAUGGAGGGUGUGCGGCGAGUGGAGAUUGCGGACGUGGAGCCUGCCAUAUUCAAGAUGAUGCUUCAGUACGUCUACACGGAGUCGCUGCCACCGUACGACGACGAAGGCGGAAACAACAUCAGGGUGAUGCAACAUUUACUGGUGGCAGCAAAUUGGUACGAUCUAGGAAGGUUGAAGCUGGUAUGCGAAGAAGAACUGCGCAAAAGAAUCGACUCAGAGAACAUCGCAACCGUGUCGGCGCUGGCAGAUCAGCAGCAGUGCAAACGCCUCAAAGUUGCAUGCAUGGACUUCAAAUCGUCACCCAAGUAA